AUGUCUUUCACAUCCGAGUCAUUUGACUUCCCGACUUCAUGGUCUAACACCAACCAUUCGAGUGACUCGACUUUCCCUACGUUUGGCAGCCCAGAUUUCACUUCUACACCAUUCCCUCAACCACCUGCACUUCCUGUGUCCAAGGGCCAUGAUCUUGCUGAAGCAAGUGGAGUCACAAAGCGGCGCCCUAAGCAUGUCACACAGCCAAAGGACACUGGUUAUCAUGGAAAAAAAAAACAGCUGGUCGGCAAUGAGGCGGGAAAUGCAGUGCAAAUGAAAACCAUGUUGCGCAGUGACAAGGACGGAGUUUCAGUCACUAACCACAUUUACCUCAUGACAUCUGAUCCAGGUCCCAUUCAGUCAACUUGCGAUGCAGGUUAUGACUGUAUCUGUGGUGAAAUCAACAGUGCACUUCUUGGCCUUUCCCUUCACCACAGUACUAAGGACAAGAUCUGGCGCUGCAUCCAGCAGGUUGAGGGAUACCAAGUAAACAGUUGGAAGGCCAUACUUGUGAAGCUUGAUAUCCCAGAAGAAUGCCAUCACAACAUGCUUCAAAUUAUGGCUAGUGCAAGUCAUGACCGUAAACUUAUGAAGUGGACCAGAAACCAACUGUUUCUUCGCAGUCGCAUGCUGCAGAAGACCAGAGGUGUUAACUCCUGGAACACAUUUGUCAAAGCCCAACUCAAGGAUGAAAAUGAAGGUUUAGGCAGAGGUGAUUGCACAAAACUUACAGCCUUCAUCACAGAAAACAAGGCCAUGUUACUCCAAGAUUAUCGCAAGCUAACCUUUGCUGAAAAGCAAGCUUACAAUGCCUGUGUUCUCGAGGAUUGCCAAGAAAAGAACCGUACUGCACGUUCAAACCCAAAGGCCAUCAAACAUGAUGUGAAUGCAGCAUUCACAUUCAUGGAUCGUGAGUGGAUGGCGCUCCAUGCAUGCACUGGUCUGGAGGGGUUUUAUGUGGCAAGAAAUCUCAAAAAUUUGUUUGGGACGUCCUAG
Suillus subaureus is the source of this 996-nucleotide messenger RNA. RefSeq lists its product as uncharacterized. Lineage: Eukaryota; Fungi; Basidiomycota; Agaricomycetes; Boletales; Suillaceae. The transcript is spliced from 6 exons. The coding region runs from base 1 to 996 and encodes 331 amino acids. The record is from RefSeq and is a predicted model, not a curated record.